This is a messenger RNA of Chaetomium globosum CBS 148.51, 1503 nucleotides long. RefSeq lists its product as uncharacterized. Gene Ontology annotation, cellular component: extrinsic component of endoplasmic reticulum membrane; endoplasmic reticulum palmitoyltransferase complex. The record is from RefSeq and is a predicted model, not a curated record. The coding region runs from base 1 to 1503 and encodes 500 amino acids. Lineage: Eukaryota; Fungi; Ascomycota; Sordariomycetes; Sordariales; Chaetomiaceae. Gene Ontology annotation, biological process: protein targeting to membrane; peptidyl-L-cysteine S-palmitoylation. The transcript has 2 exons.
AUGCUCAAAACUUCUCCUCUCUUCGGAGGCCGUCUCGGCGGCCGCCACUGCCAGAUCUUCCCCACGGCUUCACCCACGGCACCCGCUGCCCACCCCCGGUCCCAGGAAGCGCUUGCCCUCGAUGCAGCGACCGAGGUUCAAUUGCCAACAGCAGCAAUUUCAACCCUGCCGCCACCGUCGCAACAGCCCCCCAAUUCCCCACCCGCUGCGACGUCGCCAAUAACCCACCACCACCAGCCAUCGCGAGAACACCAUCUUCUACGAAGGGGCCUCGGCGGCGCCCCGGACACGUUUCUGCAAUCGCCCUUCCGCACCCGCCGUGCCGGUGUCCCGCUCAGGCAGCUUCACCCGGCGCGCCUCUGGAAUCCGACCAACUCGACCCCGAGAAACUUGGAACCCCCGACCACCCGGCCACGGCGUCUGUCCACACCGCCACCUCCGCCGGUCCCGCUCGCGCGCCCUACACUUGACGUCACCGAGUACGCGCCCGAAGCCCCCGGCACCUCCGCCGGCGAUUACCCGCUCUUGACAGUCCCGGAACAGCGCGAGGUCCGGUCUGCGCUUUCCAACAGGGCCAGUCUCCAUCUUGAUCGCGUCGCCGGGGCCGAACAGCGCGCCAGCCUGCCGCCCUCGUUACGCCAUUCGUACGACGGGAAGCGCGCGAGCCACACGCCAUCGCCGGUCGAGGAACCAGAGGCAGGCCCCUCAACCAACCGACACGCCGCGCACCUGGUGGUCCCUGAGGUCCGGAAGUACAGGGGAAGAGGCCUGAGCUUUACGAAGCUGCAAGCACCGAUCGGGCUCAGCUUCAGACCGGGGUCAAAGCAGAAGGAGGAUAAGGGCAAAGGGAAGGAAGUCAUGGCGCCGCCCGAGGAUGCCGGGGAUGGCUUCACGCCGGACCUGGAACGCGGACCGGACGUUAUGAACCAUCGUCACUCGACGGCUUCUGGGAUAUCUGGCAUCGGGUCGGCGAUUUCUUCGAGCGAUUCGUCUAUCAUGGGAGACCCAGAUCAACCGCCAGACAAUGGAGAAGAAUGGGGACCGCAGCAUCCGUGUUAUCCGCACUUGAAUCCGCAUGUCCCGACGGACUCUCCCGAGUAUGCCAACACGCGCAUCAUCAGGGUCCGCCGGGAUUGGCUGCUCGAGGGUGACCUUGCGCCCACGUUCUCUAAUCUGUAUCCGGACAUUUUGGAUCCCGCGGGCGUCUCAGAGCAAGAGUUCCGCCGCAUCAUCGACAAGCUCAACGGUGAACUGGUCCCCAUAUUCAGCCCGUACGCUUGGAGGAAUAUCCUGGACAACGUCCUGGGCCUGGCGACCGGGUGGCUCUGGGAUGACCUUGGUUUCACAGCUGCCAAGGCACGUCUUCGGAAGCUCGAGGAGUGGAUCGAGCAGUGGAACUCCGACAUGGAGAAGGGGAUGGACUCGGAGGAGGGCAUGAUUCCACCCAAGAUUGUGCCGCUGCGGCGGACGGGGUACAUGACUGUAUGUCUAAUCAACCACUGA